CUGGUACCUUUCUGAGAUCAUUUUUUUAUUCUUAGACAUGAAAUUAUAAAUCAUUUAGCCAUGGUCUAAGUGGCCCAUCCUCAGAAGGACAGAGUCGUGCAGAAACAAGGGGAGACAUUCACAUAAACACGUCCCACAACUAUCAUACUUAUCAUGUUUGUCAUCAGACAACUCAGGUAAACAGCUGCUCUUAAACACAGUCACCUGACAAACGGCAUCCUCAGUUCCCCUUCAGUCACCCAUCACACAUGAAAACAUGUACUGUGUGGUGUCAAAUCCAAUUACGCAUCUCUGCCGCAUGCCUAUAAAGCUGGAAUGUUUUUCUUGUGUGCUGAACCAAUCAGCUGCUGGACGGUCCAGAGCGACUCUGCAGUGACUGGUCAAAGUGAUCAGGAGGGUGGAGUGGGAUGUUUAGAAGGAGGGAUUUGUGUUGUUUAGGACAACCCCGCCCCCUCCCGUCCCAAGUCAGCCAUACCCGCUUUAAUUGUUUUAUCGUGCUAGAGAGACCGACUUUAUUCUGGCAGGGAGGAGAGUGCAGCUUUACUCCUGUGAAGUAGUGGACAAACUAGUGUGGAUGGAGCAAGACAUCUUUCUCCGUCUCUUCCUCGCAUACCAAGUCAGACUGACUUUAUUAUCAUUCACCGGCUCCCACUUUAUUUUGUUCUCUGCAUCUGGAGUGACUGACUGAGAGGAAAGAGGAAGCAGCAGGUUCAUUAGCCUCGGAGGAAGAGAGUGAGGCUGCCCCGAAACAGGACAUCACCAGAAACCAGAUCAAGAUCCGCAGAAGACAGCCAUCAUGUGUGACUGUUUUCACCUGGCAUUUCCCAACUGGCAUGCAUCAGCCACGGGUGAAGGGCGAAGGCUGAAGGCACCAGAACAAGACACAGAAGAUGAUUUAAUGCCAUGUGAGGAACCUGAAGCUUUAGAGGAGGAAAGACCUCGUCCUCAGGGCUCCUCUCCUGUUGAGGAAUUCCCCACCACAGAAAAAUACGAAAAACAGGCUGAAGGUGACUUCUAUGACUCACCCACCAAGAGUUCCAAAAAAAGCAAAAGGAUUGGUUUCGGCGGACUGUUUGACAAGCGUUCCUCUGCCAAGAUGAAUCAAACAGAGGACAUGCAAAAUGAUCAGUCAGAAAUGAUAGUGAAAACUGAAAAAGAAGUCUGUGCUGAGGGUUUGGUUGUAAGUGGAGGGGGAAAGGAUGGCCUCUUCAUCAAGGAAGUAAAACCAGAGUCACCUGCCUCAAAGCAUCUAAGCGUGAAAGAGGGUGAUCAGAUUCUUAGUGCUACAGUAUACUUUGAUGAUGUGUCAUAUGAAGACGCCCUCCGGAUUCUUGAGCAUGCUCAACCAUAUAAAGUGGCUUUCUGUCUAAAACGCAAACCACCUCCAAGAACCCAGGAAGAAGCUGAGACAAUGAGGCCAGAUAUAACCAUUGGUGAGGAGGCUGAGCGAGAAGAGGAAGGAGGAGGACCAGAAAUGAGAGGUAGAAGAAAGACGAAAAAACAAUAUGAUCGCAUUUCUUGGCCCAAAUUCCCCACCUUUAGCAAAGGUCGCAGGGCGAAUUUUAAGAGAUCUCACAGCACAUCAGAAGCAGAAGAACAGAGAAAAUUAGAGAUAAGUCCACCAACAAGUGACACAGAAUCUCCUCUUAAGUCUCCAUUAAAAUCCCCAGAUGGAAAAGAGAAGAAAAAGACACACAAAAUGAAACUUAAGAUGAGGAUGGCAGGCUGCAGGAGCAAGUCUGUUGAAGAAACCCAAGAAAAUGAAGAGGUGCCAACAACAGACAAUAUGGAAGUCUUGGACAACCAAAUUAUUAUGAAUAUAGCUGUAGAGCCAGGGACUAAUGUGCUAGAGAGCCCUAAAAUCUUGAAUGAAGCUGAAAAUACUGACGCAACUAAAGAAAGGAAUGAAUAUACAUUCCUGACUUCGCCAGCGACUGAAUCACUGCAUAAGGCUGAGCUCAUCAGUUUGGACACUACUUUAAAGACUACUGAUAUUACAGUUGCUCUUGGAGAGGAUGGAAAAGAAAGGAAAGAGAGAUCAGAACUGAGGGUUAGUACUCCAGGAAAGGAUAAAUAUGAAAUAGAAACAGAGAGCCAAUUAAAAUCCUCCACAAGUGGCAUGCGAACUUCGGAUACAUCAGCAUUCGACAAUAUUAUGGAUAGUCCUAAUGUAAUAUCACAAAUUGAAGCAGUUGGGCAUCAAGUUGAUUCCGAUGGCAAACCAUUAACUAAAGAGGUUUUAGAGAAGACACAAAAGUCAGAAGAAAUGGACAUGGACAUACCUAAAGUUGAGGUUUCUCUUGACAUGCCAGAUGUAGGACCAAUGAGCAAAUCACCAAGAAAUGGCAGCGACAAGGAAAAGAAAGAAAGAAACGUUCUAGAAACAGAAAGUUAUGGGAUUCGAACUAGGGGACCAAUGGCAGAUAUAGCCACAUCAAAGAGUCAUUUUGCAAACACAGUAAACAGACUAGAAUUUACACCAGACACUUUUGAGAUUCAAACAAAACAAGAUGUCUCUUCAACAGUCAUGGACACAAAGAAACCAAUCACUCCAACACCAGUUAUAUCCCAGCCAAAAUCACAUGCUCUGGAAGUGGACAAAAGCGGGAAGAGUAUUGGGGGUAGCACAGACAUUGAAGUAACAACAAAAGCAAAUAUUGAAUCAAAUUUUAAACUACCUAAGGUGGAUCUCUCUGAAUUCAACCAGGAAGACUUGAUAACUAUAAGACAAAGAGACCCAAACAAAGUGCCUCUCCUGAAACGAGAGGAAAUUGAGAUUCCUGGCAUGGAGGACAAAGGAUCAAAAGCCAAGCUUAAGUCUCCUAGAAUUAAGGAACAAAAAAUUGAGAAGAUAAUAAAUAUCUCAAAAGCAGGAAAACCCCGAGCUCAUGGGGAAGCAGAAGAGUUUAAUGUUGAGGAUGUAAAAGAAGCAGUAUCAAAAUUCCCUGCCUUUAAAUUACCUGAGAGAGAUAUCACAGGAGUCCUUGUACAGAGAGAGAUCAAAAUCAUGGAAAUGAAAACAGACAAGACUGGCAUGACACCUAAAGGAUCCCCUUGUAAAAUUUCGAGCAUGAGCACAGAAAUAAACAUUAAGUUGCCUGACACAAUGGAUAAAGAAGAACAGAGACUUUCUCCUGUUGCUUCAAAAGAUCAAGCCAUCCUGUUACCUAAAAGUGAACAAUUUCAUCUUGACGAAACCGGUAUAACUGAGAGCAAAAUAGACAAAUCAAAAAUUAAGCCAGCAGACCACAAACCAAAAACUGGCAAAAUGUUAGCGAGGGAUAAAAUAAGUACAUCCUCAGAUGUAAAAUUCAAACUUCCAAAGCGUGAAGACAUUGAAAUACCAGGAAUGGAAGCCAUUGAACAAUCAGUUCAACUGCAAAAAAUCAAAGUAGCCAAAGAUACAGACACUCAAGAUGAGGCUGUGAAAGACUACACUGAUACAGAUAUCAAAGCUGACAAAAAAAGACAUGAAAAGAAAUCAAAGAAAACAAAGGUAUCAAUGCCUAGUUUUGGGAUCAUGACUCCUGACAUUCACUUCCCUGGUUUCGCGAUUGAAUUACCAAUAAAGGCCACAUCAUCUAAAAGAGAUGAUGAUGAAAUUAAGGAGAUGAAAACUGGAGCAAAAAUAUCUCUUGAUGAAGAACAUGUCUUUGAAAAAUCUCAAAAAGGUGAAAGCUGUGCACCUGAGCAUGAAACUAAAAAAGCACAUGAUAUAGAGGGUGAUCUAACAAUCAAACAUGACGUUUGCAUUGGCACUGUUAAGGAAACCUCAAAACAAGAUGUUGAAGGAGAACUGAAGGCUGAAAUCAAAAGCAAAGACACAGAUACCUCUCCACAUAAAAAGAAAAUGCCUAAAUUAAAAAUGCCCAAACUUGGAGGGAAAUCUAUGAAAGGAACAACUGAAGUCACCACAAAAGAGGAUGUUACAGUGGAAGAAAAUGAAAUAAUAGAGGUUGUAUUAGAUUCUGAGAAGAGAACAUCUGAGACUGAUCCUAAAGCAUAUAGUUCAGAAAAGGACAAAAACUGGAGUAAAUUAAAAAUGCCAAGCAUAGAUGUUUCUGUUCCAAAAAUGAAAAUCCCCAAGACAGAGGGAAAAUCAAAGCAGGAGGAAACUGGGCUCUCAACACCUGAAAUUCAUGCAGGUGUUGAAUGUAGCAAAGACUACAUUUCUAGUGAGACUACACAAAAGCCGAAAAAAGAAAGGGUUGGGAAAGUUGACAUGAAGGUUGAGGCUGUGGAAGAUGCUCGAGAGGAGAGUGGAUUUACACUGAUCAAGUUUGGUAUCGCAUUGCCAACGGAGAAAACAGAAGAAGGUGGUGUGUUACCAGAGGAAUCUAAAAAAUCCAUCAUCAAGGUUAGUGGAAAAACUGAAGUGGAGCCAUCUGAACUACCACAAGCUGAAAUAAAAGAAACAGAGUCUAAAAUGAAGAAAAGGAAAAUAUCAUUUCCCAAAUUUGGAUUCUCUAAAUCAGAUACUAAAGUAUCUGAUGCUGACAUAACUCUUCCAGCUGCACAGGUCUCUUUACAAGGUGCAGAUGGGACAGAACUAGAUGUUGAAAGUAAGACAACAGACAUAGAAGCUGAAUUCAAGGAUUCAACAGAUUCUCCCACAAAAUUUAGACUUCCCACGAUUAAACUUCCCAAAUUUGGAGUUUCAUUUCCAAAGACAACAGACGCUGGGGCUGAUAUUCAAAUGCCUGAAGUCAGCACAGAUGAAACUACAAAGGAUGUUAAAUUGCCUGAAGCUAAAUUAUCUGUAGAAUCUACAGCACUAUCUGACACAAAAGGCCUGGAGAUGACUCUCAGUGUAUCCAAACCUGAAGUUGACUUGUCUGUACCUGAGGGAAAAACAGAAAUCAAAGGUAUUAGCAUUCCAAAAGUAGAUGGCUUUCAGAAAAAAGAAAUAAAAUCAUCUGAAGAUAUUUCAUUUUCUAAACCAGAGGUUGAUGCUAGUCUGACUUACCAUAUUGGAGAAAUUCCAGCUGCUGAGUUUUCAAAACCGGACAUCAAAGCUGCAGACAUUGAUGUCAGUCUUCCACAGAUUGAUGUAUCCAUUCCAGAAGGUUCUGUGGAAAUAAAAGAGUCAGAUGUGAAUUUCACAAUUUUAAAGGAUGAUGCUGAACAUAAAGAUCUAACAACUGGUGGUACACCAGUAAAGUUUAAACUCCCCUCUUUCAACUUACCAAAAUUUGGUGGGAAAUCAUCCAAGGUAGUGAAAGACAUGCCCUUUGUAGAUAUAGAUUUUGAAGAACCUGAUGUAAGCCUUCCCGAAACACAAAUAAGCAUGAAAUUAGAAGAUGAUGCAGAAGGUCAAUGUGUUAGUGUAGACAAGGAGGUUACAGUUACACAGCAUAAAUUUGGCAUUAGCCUUCCAAAGGUUGAAGCCCGCAAGCCAGCUGAUAGUAUGGACAAAGAAGAAUCAAUUAUAGACACCAAAAAAUCAAAUGCAGAGUCUGACCAUGCUCAGAAAGAUCCAAGAUCUCCAACAAAAAUGAAACUUCCCACAAUUAAAUUUCCAAAAUUUGGUGUCUCAUUUCCAAAAUCAACAGAUGCAGACUUUGACAGUCAAAUGACUGAAGUCACCACAGAUGACCCUACCAUGGAAAUUAAAGUGCCAGAAGCUGACCUGUCUGGAGAACUGCCAUCAUUACCUGAAAUGAAACCCCCACAAAUUGUUCUAAGUGUUUCAAAACCUGAAGUGGAUAUAUCUACAACAGAGGUAGAAAAGGCUUUUGAUGCACACUGUGAAAAGAAAAAAGAAAAGGUAUUGUCUCCCGACCGUGCAUUUUCUAAACCAGAGGUUAAGAUGAGCCUUGUAGGUCAUGGUCUUGAUCAGGAAGCAACUAUAGAAGAUCUGAAAGUGCAAGCCGAGAAACUUGAGAUGGAAGUCAAAGUUCCUUCAGGUACAGUAGAUGUAGUCAUCCCUGAGGCCAAAGAAAAAGAGAGUGAAAUUAAACUUAAAAAACGUAAAAUGUCAUUUCCAAAAUUUGGCUUUUCCAAAUCUGAUACUAAGAUCCCUGAGGCUGACACCAGUCUUCAAAAAGAAGGAAUAUCUGUGCCAGACACUGAGAUCAAGGAGACUGAGGUGACGAUUCCUGCUCCAGAGGUUGAAGUCCAGUUGAAAACCAAAAGUACUUCUGGUUCUCCAUCUAAAUUCAAGCUUCCAACAAUUUCUCUCCCUAAAUUUGACAUUUCCAUUUCAAAGACUGGAGAAGAGUCUAUUGCAAAAACUGAUGAUGAUGCACAGUCAGAAAUAAAGGCAGCAUCAGCAGUUGCAUCACAAGAUAAAGGUACAGGAGAUAUAGAACCAUCAAAAGCAACUUUCGAAUCCCUACCGGUGGAUGCUGAAAUAAAGAUUCAAGACACUGAUCCUGGAGGUCAAGGGAGUCGAUUUAUGAUGCCCAAAUUUGAAUUUUCAUUUCCAAAGCUAAAGGGACCAGAAUUUAAAAAGGGUGCAUCAAGAACCGAUGUAGAAAAACUAGAGGCUACACUUAAACAUGACAUUGAGAGUGCUGAGGGAAAAGCAGACGAAAAGCAGAAGGCUUCUUUGAAAAUGGAGGUAACAAUGAAAAAGCCAGAAGUGCCAAGCUCAGAGCAUGAAUUUUCUAAACAAGAUGUUAAAGCUCCAGAGAUUAAUGUUGAGAGAGGUGAUACAUCUAUGGCAGUAGGUGAAGUGGAUGUGAAUCUUGAGUCUGACAUGAAUAUUCAAACAACAGAGAUGUUAAAAGAUGAUUCAACCACCGGAGGGUCACCGUUCAAAUUCAAACUUCCUACUUUCAAACUACCCAAAUUUGGAAGUUCAUCUUCCAAAGUAAAAACUGAAAUAACAGAUUUGAGGGGUGAGGAAAUUACUUUGGAGGCUGAAGAUAUAUUUACAUCAGGAGAAGCAUCAGACUUACAAAUUGACUUUAAUGUGCCCAGUCAAGAGCUGAAGAAACCCUCAAUCAGUGUUGAUCAGCCAAAGGUAGAUACUGGAGGUCAAUACACCCUGUCACUUACAGAGGCCAAAUCAUCAAAGGCAGAAGUUGAUAUUUCUUUACCAGAGACAAAACUCGGGGAACUGUCAGCUAAAGCGGAAGUACCACAAGCUAAAAUAGAAAGCAAAAUAGAUCAAGAAGUUGAUUUAAAAGACCCAGGUAUAAAAAUGAAAAGACAAGGCUUUUCCUUUCCUAAAUUUGGAUUUUCUAAACCAGAUAUCAAGGCCCCAGAGACUGAUGUCAAUCUUGCACAAGUUGAUACCCCUGAACCAGAAGGUGAUGUGAAAUUGAAAGAAAGUAUCAAUAUCACAGUGUCAAAUGUUGAGGCUGAGCAAAAAGAUACAACAACUUUUGGUGCCACAACAACAUUUAAACUCCCUUCAAUCAAUUUCCCAAAGAUUGGAGGACAAGCUAUGGAGGAAGAGAAAACAAUGCCAGAUGUAGAUAUAGCUGUUAAAGAACCUGAAGUGAGCAGUCCAUAUACACAAAUAAAAAUAUCAGGUGAAGCCCCAUCAGUUGACAUAAAGGGACCUCAUCUAGCAACAGAGGGUCAAUCUGUAAGUGUGAACUUAAAGGUUGAGGAUGCUGAACUUGUAGGACAGGGUGGGAAGCUUAAGAUGCCAAAGUUCGGUAUUGACCUUCCUAAAGUAAAAGGGCUUGAUUUAAGUGCAUCAAAGACAGAGGAUAUGGCUGAAGUACAGGAAAUUGAUCUUAAAAAAACAGAGAUAACAACUGAGGGGAAAAUUCACCCACCAGAACGUGAUUCUAAAGGCCUAGAUGUGAAGAUAAAAACACUACCCGAAUUUGGGGUUUCAAAACCAGAUGUAAAAGCCCCUGAGGUUGAUGUAAGUAUCCAAAAAACUGAUAUCUCCAUACCAGAAGGCAGUAUGAACCUAGAUGAAGCAAAUAUGGACAUUAAAGUGUCAAAGGUGGAGUCUGACCAAAAGGGUUCAACAAUUUUUGGAUCUCCAACAAAGUUUAAACUCCCUUCAAUCAGCUUCCCGAAAUUUGGCGCUAAAUCACAAAAAGGAGCAUUAGACGUUAAUGUAACUGACUCAGAACUAGAAGGAACAAAUAUAAAAAGUGAUAUUUCUAAACCUGAUGUUAAAUUACAAGUACAGCCACCCAGUGAUGAAUCUAAAGUUGAAAAGAGUGCCGACAUGCCUGAGGCUGAUUCCAAAGGACAGCAAGUAAAAGUGAAGAGACCAAGCUUUUCAUUUCCUAAGUUUGGGUUUUCCAAACCAAACAUUGCAACUCCAGAAGUUGAUGUCAGCAUACAAAAAGUUGAAGUAUCUAUACCAGAGGGUAAUGUACCCAUAAAAGAACAAACAGUAGAAGUUACAUUUCCAGGAAGAGAAGAUGAACAGAAAGAACUAACAAUUGUUAGUUCCCCAACCAAAUUUAAACUACCAGAAGUUAACCUGCCAAAAUUUGGAGUCAAAAGUUCAAAAGGUACAGCAAGUUUACCAUCAGCAGAUAAGGACAUUAAAGGAAUAGAAAUUACUGCUCACGAACCAGACAUCAAGAUGUCUGAACAAGUGCCAAAAAUUGAAAAAGAGGCAGAUAUACAUGCCACAAUAAGAGAAACUGAUAUUAAUCUAGCAGAAGGUAAGGUGAUACUACCCCAACCUGAUGUUGAUGUUCAAGGCAUAUCCAUUGAAGGCAAAGCAGAUAUACCUGAAGUUGACUUGAAAGGGCUUGAUGUGAAAUUGAAGAAGUCAAGCUUUUCACUUCCAAAAUUUGGUUUUUCAAAACCAGAUAUUAAGGGGCAUGAUGUUGAUGCCAGUCAACCAAAGGCAGAUAUGUCUAUGCAAGAGGGCAACAUAUCUGUUAAAGGCCAAGAUGCAGAAAUACAUUUCGGAGAUGAAAUGAACAAACAAGAAGAUCCAACGCAUACAAAGUUUAAGAUGCCCUCAAUCAACUUCCCAAAGUUUGGACACAAAUAUCCAAAGUCCACAUCUGAUUUUCCAGAAGCUGAUGUAGAUAUCAAAGAACCUGAAAUCAGUUUCUCAGAAACAGGAGAGGUACAAACCACUGACAUGGAAACAAACAUAGAUAUUAAGGGGCCUACUGUUAAUGUUGACAUUAAGGUCAAAGAGAUGGACACUGAUGGGACAGGAAGUAAGUUCAAGCUGCCAAAUUUUGGAAUUGGCAUGCCAAAAGUAAAGGAGAUAGAGACGGAGGGUAAAGAAAUAAACAUAGAGACUGGCCUGCUGUGUGAAGGAAAAGUUCAUGUACAACAGCCUGAUGUUGAAAUUCAAAAUGUGACCAUUGAGGGGAAAACAGAUAAAGUUGAAGUUGAUUCCAAAGGAAUGAAAGUGAAACUUCCCAAACUGGGAUUUUCAAAACCAGAUCUUAAGGCUCCUGAAAUUGAUGUGAGUCUACCCAAAGCUGAUAUGGGCACGUCACUGGGACAUGUUGAUGUUUCAGAGCAAUCGGUAGAAAUUAAAUUACCAGAAGAACAACCUGAUUUGAAAGAGGACACUUUUGGCUCUCCAACAAGAUUUAAACUUCCAACAUUCAAUUUCCCAAAAUUUGGAACCAAAACAUCAAAGGACACAGUGGAUAUUCCUACAGCACAUGUGGACAUCAGUGAAGUUAGCCUUACUGAUAAGAAGUUAAACAUGUCAGGAGAAGUAGCAAGUGUUGACAUGAAAGAGCCAACAAUAAAUGUUGAGUAUCCAUCCAUUGAGAUGGACAUUAAAGGAAAGGAUAAAGAACAACAAGAGAGCAAAUUUAAGCUUCCAAAAUUUGGGAUUGCUCUCCCAACAACUAAAGGUCCUGAGAGUGACCAAGGGUUUAAGAAGGCUCUGACUGAAACAGAAGUGAAAAUGUCAGGAGAUGUGCUAACUACAGACAAGAAAGAGCUAAAGUUACCCAAAGGAUCAGUGGAAUUGGAUAUGCAAGCCAGUGAAAUGACAACAGAUAUUUCGCUACAGGGCACUACAGAAAUGGGAGAAAGUGAGAGAGAUGGCAAAACAGAAAUAACAAGUCCACAAUUUGGCUCUCCAACAAAAUUCAAACUCCCAACAAUAAAAUUUCCAAAAUUUGGAUUUUCCACUUCAAAGGUCACUACUGAUGCUCCUGAUUCUGAGAUCAAGGAAAUUAAAGGUAGUUCAGUGGAUUAUGAGAUAGAGACAUCAAAAGUGGAUCAAUCAGAUGACAUCGAAUGCAAAACUGCAGAGAUUGAAACCCCAUCUAUUGACAUCAACAUAAAAGCAAAAGAGAUUAAUCAAGAGGGACAGGAAACUAAAUUUAAACUUCCAAAAUUUGGGAUUUCGUUACCCAAAGUAAAAGGUCCUGAGGUGACAGUAACUGCAAAAGAAAUAAAAACAGGAACACCUGAGGUGACAGUAACUGCAAAAGAAGUAAAAACAGGAACACCUGAAAUUGGGAUCACUGAACCAGAAAUUAAAAUCGCAGCAGAUGAUGCAAGUCUCCCAAAAUUAGACAUUGCUUUAGAGGGAAGUUCCAGCCUUGAAAAAACAGAGGUAGAGACAGAGUUGAAAGAUGAUAACGUUGCUGUUUCAGGUUCUCCAAGUAAAUUCAAAUUGCCUACUUUUAAAAUGCCAAAAUUUGGAAUGUCAGCACAAAAAACAUCUGAUGCAAAAGGAAAAGUAGCAGAAGUAAAUGUACCAGAUACUAAAACUGAUCUAAAUAUUAAAGACAAGCCUUUACAAGUAGAAGUGCCCAAAGAUAUACACCGAGAGGGUGAAAUUAAAGAAACCACUGAACAGCCUCCAGAGGUUGCUGUUAAAAAACUGGAGGGUGACAAAGGCUCCCCAAGUAAAUUCAAACUUCCUACUAUAAAAAUGCCAAAGAUGAGCCUUUCAAGAACAAAAUCUCAGGAUGGAGAAGAUGACACAACCAUAAAAGCUCAUGCUCCAGAAGCUAAAACAGAACCAAAAGAUGAUGCACAAGGAUCUGGAAAGUCACCCAGAUUUACAAUGCCUAGACUUGAGGAUGUUCUCAGUGGCUUUGAGGUUGAAUUUAAUGUUCCAACAAUAGAGGAAAUGGAAGCACAAAUGGACAAACCAUCUGUUAAGCAGGAUCAGGAGGCUGGAGAAAAAGUCGAGGAAGCAGCAGAACAUAAGGACAAAGGAGUGCAGGAGAAAUCAAAGUUCAAAUUUAAAUUCCCAAAAUUAGGAUUCAGCCAGUCCUCAGAUGAAAGUGAUAAGUUAGCUGACGCUAAGAUUGAAGAAAGUGAAAAACAUUUGGAGGCUUCAGCGGAUCAGAAAUCAGCUGUUAGCAAAGAACAAGAAAAAACUGAAAAAGGAAGCUGGUUCAAGUUCUCAUUUUCGUCUCCAACCAAAACUACAAAAUCUGAUGAGAAAGAAGAAAUAAUCAAACCGCCUGAAGAGGCUAAGAAGUCUGAUGAUGUAGAGAAAGAAUCCAGCAAGGCACAAGAGGAACCUGAGAAGAACUCGCUCAGCGAGGCUGUGGAAGAAAACAUCAGCCCAACUUUAUCACUAAUGUCAUCUGAUGCUUUUGCAGAUGUAAGUUCUGCAUUAACCACUGAGCAGAUUGGCCUGUCACAGACCUCUCCUACAAAAGUUAAAGUGAAAUAUGCGGAACCCACUGCCACCGUUGGGGUCAAUGAUGUACAAACUAAUGUUGUGACUUCCACAGCCAGAUGUGAACUGAUAUCAAUGGAGCCUCACCAGCCAGAGAAAGUCAACAUCCCAUUCUCAUCAGAUAUGUCCUCACCCUCAGUGGACACUCUGAAACAGAUGUCAGGGGAAAUUCAUGUCAUCACAUCGAACAUACAAGCUAUACCAGAAACACAGCAAGCUGCAAUCCUUACUAAUUUAGAUGCUCAUGGAAUUCACACCUCACCAUUACAAAUAACACUAGGCUCAGACUCAGUGUUGACAGUGGAGGAAACCAGAGUGCAAAGUGGGAAGCAAACAUUGGUGGAAAAACAUGUUGUGAAAGAAACAUUACAUGAUGAUAAAGAGACAAUAAUUGUGACACAGAGAACACGUGUGUUUGAAGGAGACUCUGCAGAACCCAUUUCUGACGAGACGGCUUCCUCGAUUCGUAGGCUGAGAGAUACGGUACACACUGAGAAAAUGAGGUUUUUUGACAGCGUAGAAAAAAGAGAAGAGGUCACAGUUGUGAGCUAUGAAACAUCUCUAAGACAUGUGGAUUCCUCUACCGAUGAGAAUGGGGGGAAUUGAACAUGAUAUAUGGCUGAGUUGAUUUUAUGCUUUUGAAUGUAUGUUUCAGUGUUCUCUUAUAUAAUCAUAAGCCAGCUGAAUUGUAACGCUAAUUAAGUAAAAUGACACUUACUUAUGAACAUAUCACAGAGUAUUGUUUAGCUAAUGGAGAUUUUAAGCUUAAGAAAAAAUAUAUAUCCACUGUACAAACUAUGUAUGUACAAGGAAUAAUAGGAAAAAAAUGAUUACAUUAUAAUUUGGUGUGUGUUUUGUCAGUGCACUUUACUGUAAAACUGUUAUCUUGGGAAAAUUGUUUACAGUGCAAACUCAAUAGCAUAAUAUUCAAGCAAACACCAUUUAAAUAGAUAUAUUCACAAAUAAAAUUAAUUAUAAAGUUGGUGUAGCUUUCAAAGACUGUUGACAGUAUCACAUAUUGAGGCAUUUUUUUUUUCUUUGAGGUUAUCUAUUUUGAGAAAACUAUAUAAUUGCAUAUAAAUCAGUGUUUCUGCAGCCUUGACAAUAAAUAAAAAUAAUUGUGUAAA
Megalobrama amblycephala (Wuchang bream) is the source of this 12681-nucleotide messenger RNA. RefSeq names its product protein AHNAK2. Gene Ontology annotation, cellular component: cytoplasm; nucleus. The record is from RefSeq and is a predicted model, not a curated record. Bases 797 to 12160 code for a protein of 3787 amino acids. Gene Ontology annotation, biological process: regulation of RNA splicing; peripheral nervous system myelin maintenance. Gene Ontology annotation, molecular function: protein binding. NCBI's taxonomy places the organism in Eukaryota, Metazoa, Chordata, Actinopteri, Cypriniformes, Xenocyprididae. The transcript is spliced from 7 exons.